AUGGCCCACUGGCAGGCGUUCAGUGGAGAUUCGGGACGCCGUGGCCAAUUGUUCGCCUGCAAUCUGGCCGUGAAACCCGGCACUGACGGCCACGAAGCGAGCUUCUCUCCCAAGUUGGCGAAUCACACAAAAUCCCGUCCAUGUCCUACCCACCAGAUAUCUAAAGAACCCGCCGUGUCUGCUUCUCUCGAUGUUGCCUCGCCUUGCUGUAGCGGCCCAGCGUCUGCCAUGGCGUCGACCAGCACACUUGAACUAACGCCAGAGUUCCUGGCGCAGGAUCGACGCCCGCAGGCGAGGAUCGGAAUUGGCGUCGUGACGGCAUUGUCUGGAGUGAUCGUCUUGAUUCGAGUCUACGCGCGAUGGUUCAUGAUCCGCAGUUUUGGGUGGGAUGACGGACUCAUCUGCAUAGCGAUGUUACUAAACAUCGCCGUCAUGGCCCUCACCACACAAGUCCUCCGCUACGGCGCCGGCCUGCACAUCUGGGCCCUCGAUACCGCCGAAACCCCGCUGCUCUACAAAUGGCUCGUCGCUGCGCAGCUGGUAUACAUGAUCGCAUUGUGGACGUGUCGACUCUCCGGUCUGGCCUUCUACCGUCGAUUGAACCCCAUGCCUCAGUUCCAACUCUACCUCCAGAUCUCCUUUGCAUUCGUCACGGCCGUCAUGCUCGCCCAGGUCCUCAUCAUCGCUCUGCAAUGUAUCCCGCUGGCUGCGCUCUGGGGCGGCGCUACCGGGAAGUGUCUGGGAUCGAAAACGGUGUUUAUUUCCACUGCCGCGAUGACCAUCAUCUGCGACUCGCUGAUCUUGCUGUUGCCGGUCAAGAUUGUGUUUUCUAUCAAGGCGAAUGCAACGCGUAAGGCGGCGUUGAGUGUGGUGUUGACCUCCGUCGCCCGCAUCAUCUCCAUGAUCCCUGCUAUUCAGAAAACCGACGCAACCUGGUACUUCUCGGUCGUGAUGGUCUGGUCCGAUACGGAAGUCAGCACGGCUAUUAUCGCCUUGUCGUUGCCGGCGUUGAAAGGACUAGUCGGUGCUGUGGCGGGCAGCACGCGGAAGGGAACUGAUCAGACACCAGGGAGUAAUGGGGGUCCGGAUCUGCAUUUGCAGAAUGUGCAUGCUGGGGGUGGCCAUCGUCUAUAUGAAGGGCCGGAAAGUUAUCCCAACGAGGCGCGGGCUGGUUUGGGGGAUAAUGCGAGUCAGGAGGCGUUGUGGGUGGAUACGACGGCCGGGAUUCAUGUCAAGAAUAGUGUGAGGGUUAGUGUGAGUGAUCGGUGA
Aspergillus niger is the source of this 1269-nucleotide messenger RNA. RefSeq lists its product as uncharacterized. NCBI's taxonomy places the organism in Eukaryota, Fungi, Ascomycota, Eurotiomycetes, Eurotiales, Aspergillaceae. The coding region runs from base 1 to 1269 and encodes 422 amino acids. The transcript has 4 exons. The record is from RefSeq and is a predicted model, not a curated record.